Molecule: messenger RNA, 3832 nt
Organism: Leptonychotes weddellii (Weddell seal)
Lineage: Eukaryota; Metazoa; Chordata; Mammalia; Carnivora; Phocidae
Source: RefSeq, a predicted model, not a curated record
AUGAAGCCCCCUGGCCUCGUGGUACCAGCACGUGAUGGCCUGAGGACCCAUGGAGCAGGGAGAGGGGAGGGAGGGUGCAGCCCACUGCCGAGGGUGGGGGGGCAGGCAGGAGCAGCUUGCCCUGUCCUGACGGCACGGUCCUUGGCCCCCUCAGCGCAGCCGCUCACCUCUAACCUGUCCCUCCUUGCCCCCCAGCAGGCAGGCUCUGGAGAGUUCCGGACUCUGCGGAAAGGCUUCUCCCCGUACCACUCGGAGUCCCAGCUGGCGAGCCUGCCGCCCUCCUACCAGGACUCCCUGCAGAACGGCCCAGCUUGCCUGGUACCGGAGCUGUCCUCGCCCCCCUCCGCCGGCUACAGCUCUGCGGGACAGAAGCCAGAGGCUGUUGUGCAUGCCAUGAAGGUCUUGGAGGUGCACGAGAACUUGGACCGGCAGCUCCAGGACAGCUGUGAGGAGGACCUGAGUGAGAAGGAGAAGGCCAUCGUCCGCGAGAUGUGCAACGUGGUCUGGCGAAAACUGGGAGACGCGGCCAGCUCCAAGCCCUCUAUCCGGCAGCACCUGUCUGGGAACCAGUUCAAGGGGCCUUUGUAGGGCCGCGCCUCCGUGGACGUGGACUGGCCCCGCGGGGCGCCCAGGACGAGUCGCAGCCACCGCGUUCGUUUCCUGUGGUGAAUUGUACAUAGGCCGCCGCCCGCCGUGGCCCGGGCACCCUCCGUCUCCCUCCUCACACACCAGCACACGGAAGACGAGAGGCUGCCGGCCGGGCCCCGCGGCGGAGCGGCCCCGACAGCCUCGUUCCUGCUCUGGGGCCCCCCUGCCGAGAGGCCGAAGGCCGCUCUGGGACGCCGGGUCCCGGGUCACCCCAGGCUGGGCCCGGCCUUGGCGGAGGGGAGCCUCCCACCCCCUGGCUGCCACCCGCGCUGGGCAGAGGCCACUGGCAGCGAGACCUGACGCAGGGGGCACCGCUUCUCACCCCUCCGCUGUGGCCUGAACACCAGCUCACCGAGCACUGCGUCCCAAGUCGCGGACAGGGAAGCUUGGUGUGUGUGGCCGGCUGGAGGCCCCGAGGCCCUUCCUUUGGCAACCCCCCUUCCGCACCCCCAUGCCCAGCUCCCUGCUGCAAGCUGCUGCUUGGUUUCAGGCUUCUUGCCCCCAGCCCCAAACACACACACUCGCUGCAGAGUCCCCCCACCCCGGGCCAAGUCGUGCCCUAGGUUUUCGGGUCCCUCCUGCCCAGUGCCCGAGGCCUCUCCAUUUCUGUGGUUCCCAUGACGGGCCAGGGAGGUAGGAGGCUGAGCCCCACGCUCUCUCUCUCUCUAGGUGGGCAGCACCGGGCUGAGCUGGGCCUCUGGUAGCCCCCAGAGCCCGGCCCUAGCCGGGGUCGCUGUGGACAGAGCUGCACGGACUGGCCCUUAGGAGACUUCUGCCCUCUCUGGAAGGAGCCUGAUCUGGCUCUGGCUUUAAUUGGCUGUGUGACCUUCAGCAAGUCACUCGGCUUCUCUGGGCCCCUGGUGGGAAAACGAGGUCUCAGGUUCUCUGGGCCGUGCUCACCACCCGAGGCCACCGGCUUUGUUCAGCCUGGGCCUCCGUCACGGCCUGCGCGCCCAGGUGGUCCAUCCAGCCAGAGGCCGCUGCUGGCGGGGCUGGAUGGAGCCGGGGACUGAGUGGGCUUCCACUUCUUGCUGCCUCCUCAAAGGUGCUGUCACCUCCCCUCUCUGAGCCUCAGUGUCCUCCUGGAGAAGGGACGGCCUCAGGCCCUCCUCGCAGGGCUCGGGAUCAAACGAGACCUUCAGUGUAAAUGACCAUGUACAAACUAUAGGGUGUGAUAGAGAAACGUUGAAAUGGUGGGGAAGGUGAGGCCCAGAGGGUGGGUGAUCGGGGGCACAUUACAGACGAGCUCCCGGAUGCUGGGAGGUGGGCGGGCCACCGUGAAUGCUGUUGGCACUGGCCCUGACGGCCACUCGGUCCCUCCCUCCUCCUCCACUGUCCGGUGGUGCUCAGCUCCGUGCCGCAAGCACUUGAAGAGCCCAGAAGAUGGCUUUUGCAGCAGGCAGGCCUCGUCCAGGCCCGCAUGACAGACGGGGGCCAGGCGAGGGGAUGGGGGAGGCCACCCUGUUCCUAGAGCCCCAGCGGGAACUCUGCGCCCUUCCCGCCAUCUGUCGGCCAUCGGCGCCCUUGGGUCGGUCGUACACUCUCAGGGGAAAGGCUCGCAGCCCUCAUUGUGCCCAGGGAGUGCUAAGUGGGUGCUGGUGACGGCGACAGGCAUGUUCCUCUUGCCCUGGGUGUUACAGGGAGCCCUGGGCUCUUCCUGGAGGGAGCUUGCCAGCAGGUCAGGUGGUGAGCUACCGGUCACUAGGGGUAUGCAUUUGAAGCUGGGGAACACCCUUGGUCAUGGUACCAGGCAAUUCUUGCCCUAGUGGGCAGUGAGCUGGGGGGCAGAGGCCCCCCUCUGGAUCUUGGGAGUCCAAAGAACCACAGAGCAGCCCGGGGGGGCGGGGGAUGGGUCCAUUUUGGGUGGAAGCCACACCUGGGAGCCCAGUUGUCAUGUCUGGAUCAGGUUGGCUUGGCCACCACUGAAAAUAAGCAAUAAGUAAGGGCUCCUGGUAUCUGCGGAUCUGCAAGCUGACCCAGGGAAGAACAGCUUUGACGGGACCGUCCCCGCUCCGCAAGGAAGUGACCCUGUCCCUCAUGCUGUGGUGGCGUUCAGGGGUCAGGUGGAGCGUUUCUGCCUGGACCCUCCUGUGCCCCAUGGAGGCAGCAGAACCAGGCGCAGACCGACCGCUGCUCGUGUUCCUGAGCCAAGUGCAUGGGGAUGGCUUUCAAGGACAGAACUGUACCUGUGACAGCCCUCUAACGUAAUAAGCUGUUAAAAAAAAAAAAAACAGAGCCAGCAGCACCCCUGCCUGACCCCACGGGGCAGGGGGUGGGUGGGUGCAGUGGGAGCCCACAGGCUGGGAAGGGUCAGAGGAGCCUCACGACAGGGGCAGCCAGGGGCCAGGUGAGCACGAGUCCCAGCCCUGCCAGCAACACGGACGUGCGUCUGGUGACGUCAGUGACGUCGGGUGGCCCUCCUCCCCUCCGGAGCCUUAGCUGUAGAAGCUCAUGGUGGGGGGAGGGGUGUUGCUGAACUUGGUGCCCUUUCAUAAAGGUCCCUUUACGUUUCAGAUACUCUGAUUCUAGAUCUUGAAGCCCCGUGUGACACCUGGACUGGGGCUUCAGUUCCCACUGUGAUGGAUGUCACCCUUCCAGCCUCACGCCAGGUGGCCAAGCCCAUCCUGGGAUCAGAAUCUGCUGAGCACAUUUUUUUAGGGUGGCACAUUUUUAUCCAAAAGUUACUAGCUACACAUCAGUGUUUAAAGAGAAAAAAGUGACCUUUCAUUUUUUUUUUCUUGGAAACUUGAGAGGAAACAAAAUACAUACUACUGAUUUUUUUUUUUUUUUUUUUUAAGAAACAAGCUAAAUGCAUGACUGCAGAGCGGUAGAGGUGUAUAUUUUUCAUACUGUAGGGGGGAGUAUUUGUGCUGCUUUCUGGACUUGGGCUGGAACAUUCGGUUCCCGGCCCCGGGCCGUCAGCCAUGCUGUUUUCCAUGGUGGGUGACUGCCAUGGGAACCGGGGCCAGCCCCUCGCCCGGCUCCAGGAGGAGCUGGGAGCUGUGGACCCCGUGCCCGUUUCUACCUUCCACUGAACCACUUUGAUUUGGGGAGAGAAAAAGAGAUAGAACUUUUGAUAGUGUGGUAAAAAACAUUGAUUUGAACUAUUUUAGUAAAAGGAGGAACAGAAGAUUGUGAUCGUGUAUACUUUGCGCUAGAUAAAUAAAGGCUCUUGGCAAGCCUC